Messenger RNA from Pecten maximus, 1609 nucleotides. RefSeq lists its product as uncharacterized. The transcript is spliced from 7 exons. The coding region runs from base 426 to 1397 and encodes 323 amino acids. The record is from RefSeq and is a predicted model, not a curated record. Lineage: Eukaryota; Metazoa; Mollusca; Bivalvia; Pectinida; Pectinidae.
UCGUUCAACCUUGAUGUUUAUGUGAAAAGAAUGAAUUCCAUUACAUCAACGUUUGACUGAACAUUACAAAAGCUAAGAUAGUCUGCAUAUUGAUAUUUCUAUACAAGUCUAAGCGUGUCAAAUGUGGAAUAUAUACAUGUAUGAUAUAGUGGCCUCCCUUUUACCAUGUCCAAUGCAGGACAGGAAUGCGGAAUUCGACAGCAUUGUCGUUUUGAAGCGAGAUAAAAGAAAAAUAUCAAAACUCAUCUGGCCAGUUUAUUGCAAACAAUAAUAAAGAUUUUGAUACAGCAAGAUAAUUCGUCAUCACCGGAAGUGCCCCUUUGUAUGGAGCUGAAUGAAACAGGUAUUACCAUGACAUAUGGUGCUUGUAUCUGAUGUAAAGGAAUUUACCGAUUUAUUCCGGGAAUGCCCGAGUUGUGCCGAAGAUGACUCGACAGGCAGGCAGUGCCGGUAUCUUUGCAAUAUCAAUCGCACUGAUAGUUUACCGUACAGAUACUGGCAGUGUAGCCACAUUGAAUGAAUUUGUGUGUGAUUCUAAGAUUUAUGACUUGGACCAUUACAAGCUCUGGUCAAUAGAAUGGACGGGACAAAAACUACCAAAGAACUGUCGCAUUGGAGUUCGAGCCGAGGUUGUCAGUGUAACGAUGUGUUUUAACAUUGAAGUUUAUCGCUUAGGCAGCUGUGGAUUUUUUCUUGUGAUAUAUACAUGGUAUAGCAAUACUCCUGAAAAGAUAUAUAGCUGCAACGAACUACGUAGUAAAGUUAAGUUUUGUCAUUAUAAUAGUAAGCUACUCUACCUCAAUUUUACUUCCAACUAUACCAGAUCAGUGUCAUUCAGUCCGAAGGUUAGAAUCACCGUCCUGGUAGAAGGAGGUGAUACAACUGGCAGAAUUCCUGAUGAACCUUCUUCUGGAAGUGCUAUAGGGUUUAUAUUUGGAGGUUUGUUCUUUGUUGUCAUCGCUUGUAUGGCUCGAAAAUGUUGUUCAAGCGUGUGUGAUAUCCUGCGUGGCAUAUGUGACUGCAUUUCACGCUCUUUGGAUUGUCUGAGCUGUGAUGAAGAGGAAGAAACCCAACCUCGCCGACAGUAUACAGAGAUAGAGAUAGCACGCGACCCACCCGGAGUAUAUACUGUGGCGAAUCAGUCUCGUGCUGUCAGUUUGGGCUCACUAGAAUCUCUAGAGGAAUCAAGAUCCAUGCUAUCUGACAAUGAAUUGGAUCCUCCAGCAUACCAUGAAUGCAUUUCUUCUAUUUCCGUUCCCCUGUCUACUGUGGAUAAUGAACGGGAUUCAAACGAUGCCCCGCCCACUUAUGCGGCCUCUGCUUCAUCACUUUCGGAUGAAUCGUCGCCUACCUUUUAUGACUGCCAGAUGACUUGGGAGCACGAAACAUCUGUAUGAUAUAGCUUUCGAAUCCAUAACUAAAUUUGUAUCUGUUUCAUUUUUUCUACGUUUAUGAAAAUGAUCUGUGUAACAGGAACAGGUUAGACAAUUAAUACGAUUGUGUAGCUGGAUGUUUCAUGGACAAAAUGGUGCCAAAAUGAGAGGAAUAAACUAUUUACUUGAUGGUAUGUGAAAAACGAUAUUAAUAAAGUUUAUUAUUUAAAAUAUUA